AUGGGUACAUCCUAUGCCAACGUUUCUGUUGGUUAUGUAGAAGAAGAACUUUUCAACAUCUUCACCCAAAAAAUUCCUACCUUUUUUCUCAGGAUGUUGACAUUUGUGGUAUCGUUUUUAUUUCUAAACUAUAACUGGGUUGUGAUAACCGAAGGGUUGAUACAACUUCCUCCCAGAUUCCUAAACCACUAUAAAACCAAUGAUGUUAAAGCACUGUCAAUAGAUUCUACAACACUCAACCAAGCAGUCGACAAAGCUUAUGAGAAAUUGAAACAACAACAACUAUCAAAUUCUGUGUCUGGAACUCGGGAACAGAUAAACGCCCUCACAUCAUUUCUUGACGGGUCUAUGAUUUACGGAAGCCUACAAAACACCAGCGAUGCUUUAAGGACUUUCGUGAAUGGUUUAUUAAAAAGUUACACCGACUCUAGCGGCAACACGCUUUUACCCCAAAGUCCCAACCCUUCAGAAGACUUGUGUAGCGAUCCGUCUCAAGACUUGUACUGUUUUCUUGCAGGGGAUGACCGACUGAAUGAACAACCAGGUCUAACAGCCAUCCAUACUGUGUUGUUAAGGCAACAUAACAAGAUAGCACAAUCUUUGAAGGAACUCAACCCUUGCUGGGAUGAUGAGAAACUGUAUCAGGAAUCCAGGAGAUUCGUGAUCGCUCAGAUUCAAAUGAUUACAUACAAUGAGUUUCUUAGGGUUGUCUUAGGUAACUACUACUACUAUCUCGAGCCUCGACAGUUUGGUUACACAUAUUACUAUCCGUCCAUCAACCCAUCCAUUCUGAACGAGUUCUCUGCAGCAGCAUUUCGAUUCGGUCAUACAUUAAUUCAGAACCAGUUUAAUGAAAUAAAUUCUGCUGGAUCCACUACGAGUUUUCAGCUGCGAGAAAGUUUCUUUAAACCAUUUGGAAUGUACAUUGGACAAUUGGAUCGAAUUCUUAGAGGAUUAGCUGCCCAACCUGCACAAAAAUUUGACAAGUUUAUUGUUGAAGACGUAACUAAUCACCUAUUUCAGAAACCUGGGGAAGAAUUUGGUUUGGACCUUGCAUCUUUUAACAUCCAAAGAGGCAGAGAUCAUGGAAUUCAGAGUUAUGUUCACUAUGUUAAAGAGUUCUUUAACCUACCGAUUUCAAAUUUUUCGCACUUGGAUGUCUUAAUGUCUUCUACGGAUUGGACGGCGUUUGAGAAUCUUUAUGAGUCAGUAGAAGACAUCGAUCUUUUCUCGGGUGGUGUUGCAGAGUACCCAGUAACCAAUGGAGUUGUCGGUCCAACAUUUGCCAUCAUUAUUCAAAAUCAGUUUCUAAAACUGAAAUACGGAGAUAAAUAUUAUUUUGAGCACUGGAAACAACCUGGUAGCUUCACGUAUG
Messenger RNA from Limulus polyphemus (Atlantic horseshoe crab), 1375 nucleotides. RefSeq names its product peroxinectin A-like. The annotation marks the transcript as partial. Gene Ontology annotation, molecular function: peroxidase activity; heme binding. The transcript has 7 exons. The record is from RefSeq and is a predicted model, not a curated record. Lineage: Eukaryota; Metazoa; Arthropoda; Merostomata; Xiphosura; Limulidae. Gene Ontology annotation, biological process: response to oxidative stress.